AUGAAGGAUCAAGUCAAUACUAAACUGGGAACCCCUGUUCCGUCAAGGAAGCACGCAGUGUCUGUGCAACUUCCAACCUGGCAAGAUAUGGUGGCAUUGGGCAAUGGAGAUCUCACUGUGAUUAACGCCUUGAGAAAUGGCUAUCCGCGGUCCAUUCUGCAUCGACACGUUCAGAGCCUUGCUUCAAAAUGCAACGCCAUCUUGGCCGCCAGUUUCGAAGGAAAAGGGGGACUAUCAUUAUUCCCUGAUGCUGAUAGUGCUGAAGCGUGCCGAGCAUAUCUUGGCAACUCUCAGAUACAUGGAAGUAACGCAACGCCUGACAGCUUGGUUCGAACACUCUUUCUCGCUUUCGAAGGCAGACCUAAUUUGGACGACGACUGUGGCGGCCAAGGACUGGCCCCGUUGUGGGCAGUCGCAUAUCCAGAGAGCUCCGCAACUGUUGCUGCAUCUUUUUGGCGCUUGACGGGCGUAGGGAUAUCAUCUCGACGGGCUGAGGCAUAUCUCUUAGAGCACUCUCAGAUUCAGAUCAGGCCCAUCGAAUCACUUCCGCUGCGCUUACAGCCACACACGCACUGCGAUGCUCCUGUCCAUGAACAGCUUCGUCGGCGGAUCUCGAAGAUUAUGGGGCUAUCAAUACCACGCUCAAGCGGUAUGACGUGUCCAGAUAGCUCCGACGUCUUUCUGUUUCCGUCUGGAAUGUCCGCCAUAUUCAACGUGCAUCGCAUGCUACUGAAGUGGCGUCACGCGGAGAGUGUGGUCCUCGGUUUUCCAUAUGAGCUUACGCUGAAAAUGCUUCAGACAUAUGGACCCUCGUGCAAGUUUCUAAGCGCUGGAACCAAGGAAGAUCUCGAUGAGCUAGAGCUUUAUCUCCAUCAAAGGUUGCAAGAUGGGUCCACGAACGUCAGCGUGCAAGCGAUAUGGUGCGAAUGUCCCUCGAAUCCCUUGCUGUGGACUCCGGAUCUCCAACGUGUUCGAAAUCUGGCAGACAAGUACGACUUGGCAGUAGUGGUGGAUGACACAAUUGGGACAUUCGCCAAUGUGGAUGUGAUGGAUGUUGCGGACAUUGUAGUCUCCUCUUUGACAAAGGCAUUCAACGGCUUCGCCGAUGUGCUCGCUGGCAGCGCUGUGUUCAAUCCCAAUUCCCGCCACUACCAUGUCUUGAGGACCAUGUUCGAAGCAUCGUAUGCCAACAAUCUCUACGUAGACGAUGCCACUCAACUCGAACUCAAUAGCCGUACGUUCUUGGAUCGGGUGUCACGCAUGAACCAGACUGCUGAGUACCUGGUUGAUUAUCUUCGAGCACUCAUAAGUCGGGCGUCCCGGAUGUCAAGCCUGAUUCAAUCAUACAAUCGUUGGAACCAUGUCAUACGCGCGGUACACUUCCCCAAAGGCAGCGCCUCAAUGGAAAAUUAUGUGCGGCAGAUGCGACCCGCGACAACUAUGUUCAAGCCUGGAUACGGUUGUCUGUUCACAGUCGACUUUCAAACGGUCGACAUAGCGGCCGCGUUCUUCGAUGCACUCGAACUACACAAGGGCCCUUCACUGGGUGCAGAUGUGACGUUGGCUCAGCCAUAUGUCCAGAUGGUAUUACAGCGAGAAAAAGAGUGGGCCGCAAGUCACGGCGUACGUGAGACUAUCGUGCGCAUCUCGGUGGGAAUGGAAGACAAGGAAUCGCUUCUUCGCCGACUCCAACACGCCCUUACGGUAGCAAGUGCAUCGGUAGCCGACAUCGCAGUAGCUGCAGUGCUAUGAAAGAACCGCUUAGUAUUACCUAGCAUCAGCCACGAAAUUGACCCACUUGCUCCCAG
This is a messenger RNA of Cercospora beticola, 1808 nucleotides long. RefSeq lists its product as uncharacterized. The record is from RefSeq and is a predicted model, not a curated record. Lineage: Eukaryota; Fungi; Ascomycota; Dothideomycetes; Mycosphaerellales; Mycosphaerellaceae. Gene Ontology annotation, biological process: transsulfuration. Gene Ontology annotation, molecular function: pyridoxal phosphate binding; cystathionine gamma-synthase activity.